Molecule: messenger RNA, 806 nt
Organism: Manduca sexta (tobacco hornworm)
Lineage: Eukaryota; Metazoa; Arthropoda; Insecta; Lepidoptera; Sphingidae
Gene: CPR67
Product: larval cuticle protein A3A
Exons: 2
Coding region: 74-688 (204 amino acids)
Cellular component (GO): extracellular matrix
Source: RefSeq, a predicted model, not a curated record
GCCACCAGUAUAAAAGCUUCAAGCACUCUUCGUCAAGCAUCAUUCAACAUCCUCGAUCAACUCACCCACUACAAUGGCAUUCAAGUUCGUGGUCCUCGCCUGCUUGGUGGCAGUUGCCAGCGCCGGUGUUCUCCCGGUAGCUCCUCUCGCCUACGCUGCCCCGGCUUACCACGCCGCCGCGGCUUACCACGCUGCUCCCGUAGUGCACGCCGCCCCCGUAGCGUACUCUGCACCCAUCGCUAAAGUGGCCGCCGUCGCCCCCGUCGCCAGAGUAGAGGAGUACGACGCGCAUCCUCAGUACAGCUUUGCGUACGACGUUCAGGACGGCCUCACCGGCGACUCCAAGAGCCAACACGAGUCCCGUGAUGGAGACGUCGUCCAGGGUUCCUACUCCGUCGUCGACCCCGACGGCACCAAGCGCACCGUUGACUACAGCGCCGACCCCCACAACGGCUUCAACGCUGUCGUCCGCAAAGAGCCCCUCGCUCACGUCGCUAAGGUUGCUGCUGUCGCUCCCGUCGCCAAAAUUGCCGCUCCUGUAGCCUACGCCGCCCCAGUGGUCCACGCUGCCCCUGUUGCCAAGAUCGCCGCUCCCGUCGCCUACUCUGCUCCUGUAUACCACCACGCUCCAGCUGUCUACCACGCCGCUCCAGCUGUAUAUCACGCCGCCCCCGUCUACCACCACUAAACUUGUGCCAAAAUGUAGACAUAUAAAUAUACAAUACCAUAGUAUAUCAAAUACGUUAUGAAUUGUAUAGGAGAUUUGCAUUAGGGUGAUAAGAUCAAUAAAUUAUUUUUUUCAUAAA